This is a messenger RNA of Rotaria sordida, 693 nucleotides long. NCBI's taxonomy places the organism in Eukaryota, Metazoa, Rotifera, Eurotatoria, Philodinida, Philodinidae. The record is from the annotation of a GenBank genome assembly.
AUGAAUUUAACUAAAGUGACAGAAGAUUUUUCUUCAGCAUUAAUGGAAAAAAUGCUUGCUUCACGUUUAGAUUUAAAAGAUUAUGUUUUACAAAAUGCUCGUCAAGGUGAUAUUCAAAAUAUAAUUGAUACAAUUGAUCGUUAUGGUUGGACUAAACAUUGGUUAAUGAAUAUUGGUGAUCGAAAAGGAGAAAUUCUUGAUCAAGCUAUUCAAAUAAGAAAACCAAAAACUAUUCUUGAACUUGGUACUUUUCUGGGUUAUAGUGCAUUGAGAAUUAUUUCUCAAUUACCAGAUGAUAUUCUUUUGAUUACAAUUGAAGCUGAUUCUCAAUCUGCUGAAAUUGCUCGUACUAUUCUUGAAUAUGCUGGUGUAAUUAAUCGUGUAAAAAUUAUUAAUGAUUAUACAGAAAAUGUUAUUCCUAAUUUAAGUAAAAAUUUUAAUAUUGAUUCAUUUGAUUUUAUAUUUAUCGAUCAUUGGAAAGAUGCAUAUUUACGUGAUUUUAAAAUGCUUGAAAAUAUUGGAUUAAUUAAAAGUAAAACAAUGAUUGUUGCUGAUAAUGUUAUUCGACCAGGUGUACCAGAUUAUUUAGAAUAUGUUCGAAAUAAUCCAAAUUAUACAUCAACAUUUUAUCCAGGAAAAAUUGAAUAUCGAGAAGAUUUAGAUGAUGGUAUUGAAAUAUCAAUUCGAAAAUAA